AUGGUGACCUUUCAGAACAUGCGCAGUGGGUGGAGGCUCGGGCUUGUCGCCGGCCUCCUGGCCUCGGGUGUGGUGGCGGACCGGAUCAUCGAGACGAGCGGCUUCAAGAUGUGCUCCGAUGAAUCUUACAUCAAGGUGCAAAAAGCGUACAUCAGCUACAACCACGACAAGGGCUCGAUCUCCUUCGACGUCUCUGGCUCCAGCUCCGGGUCCCGCUACGUGAGCGCCGAGCUGGAGGUCGUGGCCUACGGCAGAAACAUCUACAGCAACGAAUUCGACCCAUGCAGCGAGGCCAACUUUAUAGAACAGCUCUGCCCCCUCCCCGAGCAGGAAUUCAUCGCACAUGGAUCACAGGCCGUGCCGGAGGAGGGUAAGAGCCAGGUCCCCGACAUCGCUUUCCAGAUUCCCGACAUUUCGGCCACGGGGACGCUCAAGCUAAAGGACAACAGCACGGAAGAGGUUGUGGCCUGCAUUCAGCUCGAGGUGACCAAUGGAAAGACGACGAAGCUGCCCGCUGUCUCGUACGUGGCCGCUGGUGUCAUUGGUGCUUCGGUGCUCGCCUCUGGUGCGUCCGCCAUCACUUCGGCCGUGUACGGUCCGGGAUCUGGGCCGAUCACGCCUGGUCUGACAGAGAUGGUCGGCUGGUUCCAGGGCAUGGCAAUGAAUGGCAUGCUGUCGGUCGACUAUCCUCCCGUGUACCAAAGCUUCAGCCAGAAUUUCGGAUUCAGCGCCGGCCUGGUCGCUUGGGAGCCCGUGCAGCGGGCUAUCGACGACUUCCGUGCGAAGACAGGUGGAAAUCUGACUGAGGACAGCGUUCCCUACCUGAAGAACACUACAGGUGGUGGCCUGUUCCAGACAAAGCGAGCUUUUGAGGAGUUCGAGCUCUUGGCCAUUAGAGAUCUGGAGCUUCGGUCCGAAGACACUGUCAGCCAAACCGUUUCUGGCAUCAAGGCAUUCGCCGAGAAGCUUCGCGUACCCGGAUCUGAUAUCUUCAUGACCAUUCUCCUCAUCGUUGCCAUCAUCAUCGCUGGUAUUGUCUUCUUCAUGGUCCUCUUCAAAGGCUUGCUCGAGCUCUGGGCCAAGUUUGGAUCCUUCCCACAAUCGCUUACUGGUUUCCGCAAGCACUACUGGGGUUCGAUUGGCCGAGUCAUCACCAUGCUGAUCCUGAUGCUGUAUGGCAUCUGGGUGCUCUACUGCGUUUUCCAGUUCACGCGCGGCGACUCCUGGGCCGCGACAACACUCGCGGCCGUCACUCUGGCCAUCUUCACCUCGGUCCUCGCAUUCUUCUCCUGGAGGAUCUGGAGGGCCGUGCGAAUCAUGAAGGAGCGGGACGGCCACACCGGCGCGCUCUACGACGACAAGGAGACCUGGACCAAGUACUCCAUCUUCUACGACAGCUACAAGCGAGACUACUGGUGGGUCUUUGUCCCAUUCAUCCUGUACAUGGCCAUCAAGGGGAUCGUCAUCGCAGCCGGUGACGGCGCAGGCAAGAGCCAGACGAUUGCGAUCCUCAUCGUCGAGGCCAUCAUGCUCGGCCUGCUCCUCUGGAGCCGCCCGUUCGAGGAGAAGUCGCACAACAUCCUCAACAUCGUCAUCCAGGUCGUGCGUGUCCUCUCCGUCGUCUGCGUUCUCGUGUUCGUCAGAGAAUUCGGCAUCAGCCAGGAUACGAAGACGGUCACCGGAGUUGCGCUCAUCGCUGUCCAGUCCACUUUGACGGGUGUGCUGGCUCUGCUGCUCGUUGCGCACGUCUUCAUGGCUAUGUGCGAGACCAACAAACAUCGCAAGAGAAGAAAGGAGGCCGAAAAAAUGCAACACGACAUGGACGACCUCACCCCUCUCACCCCCCUGGACGGACGAAUCUCCAUCAUCGCCGGCCACAAGCACUCGGACAGGAAGUCCGUCAUCUCCAUCGCCACCAGCCACCGCCAGAUGCUCGACCACAGCUCAGGCCGGCCAGACACCCCGGACCACUACUACGCGGCCGACGCGCACCGCUGGUCCAUGGCUUCCCAGAAGAACGGCUCCAGGAAUCUCACUUCACCCAACAACGGUGGACACGCAUACCAGUACUCGACGGAUGGGGCUCGAGGUUACCGUGGGUGGUAA
Clonostachys rhizophaga is the source of this 2106-nucleotide messenger RNA. The record is from the annotation of a GenBank genome assembly. NCBI's taxonomy places the organism in Eukaryota, Fungi, Ascomycota, Sordariomycetes, Hypocreales, Bionectriaceae.